AUUCAUCUUUAAGUUCUUUAAAAUCAAAUGAUUCAAAUUAUACUAAGAAAAAAAAGAAAGGAAAAUUUAAAGUAGUUGAUAAUUUAGAUACUGAAAAUUUAAAAGCAGAUUCAAAUUAUACUAAGAAAAAAAAGAAAGAAAAAUUUAAAGCAGUUAAUAAUUUAGAUACUGAAAAUUUAAAAGCUGAUAUCGAACAAGCAAGAAUUUAA
Messenger RNA from Scutellospora calospora, 209 nucleotides. Lineage: Eukaryota; Fungi; Glomeromycota; Glomeromycetes; Diversisporales; Gigasporaceae. The record is from the annotation of a GenBank genome assembly.